Apiotrichum porosum is the source of this 1107-nucleotide messenger RNA. RefSeq lists its product as uncharacterized. Gene Ontology annotation, molecular function: serine-type peptidase activity. The record is from RefSeq and is a predicted model, not a curated record. The coding region runs from base 1 to 1107 and encodes 368 amino acids. NCBI's taxonomy places the organism in Eukaryota, Fungi, Basidiomycota, Tremellomycetes, Trichosporonales, Trichosporonaceae. Gene Ontology annotation, biological process: proteolysis. The transcript has 3 exons.
AUGCCCCGCUCGCUCCCCCGCUGUCCGCCGGGCUUCACCGACCACAUCUUCACCACAGCCCACGGCGUCAACCUGCCUCUGCGCGUAUGGCCACCGGCACGAGGCAAGAGUGCACUUGCGGCCGACUUGACGCCGAGCGGCAGGGUCCCGUGGCUGCUAUGGGUACACGGCGGUAUGCUCUCGGGGUUGGCAGGAGGCUACACCUGCGGUAAAUGGACGACACCGACGGCGUGGGUGUCGCGCGCGUUCAGCGACAGGGGGUAUGCGGUCGCGUCUGUCGGAUACCGCCUGCAGCCGCACGCGAGCCUGGCCGACAUGGUCGGGGACACGGUCGCGGCCGCGCACUGGUGUCGCGCCAACCUCCCGUCCCUCGUCGGCGCGGACCCGGACGGCUGGGCCGUCGGCGGCGCGUCGUCGGGCGCGACGCUGGCGGGAAUGGCGGCGCACAUUGUCCAGCCGCCGCCCAAGGCCUUUCUGAACGUGUACGGCCUCGUAGACGUGGCCAACUACCGCUCCGAAGAGGCCGGGCGCGACGCCGCCGACUGGCCAUACCUCGUCGCGAGCGAGGACGAGCUCGCGCAGUACGUGGCCGACGGGCUGGCCCACCCGCACCUGGCCCAAGUACAGAACCCGUGGGCCGAGGAGAUGCCGCCGCACGUCUCGCUCGACGAGGCGCGGCAUAACCUCGGCCUGCCCGAUUUCACACCCACGCGCGACCACCUCCGCCGCGUCGACCUGUACACGUACGUCGCCAAGCACCGCAACUUGAUCGAUAUCAUCUGCCGGCGCGACCAGUACAAGGACGACGAGGCAGGAUACAGGCUGCAUAUGGAGAACCUGUCGCCGCACCACGUGUUGCAUUACAAGGACACGUUCCCGCCCACUUGGUUUAUGCACGGGACAAGCGACAACAUUAUCCCCGCGGACCAGAGCCGCCGCAUGGCUGACAAGCUCAAGGAGAUGGGAGUGGCUACUGGGGAGCAUUGGGAGGAGGGUGCGGGCCAUGUGUACGACUUUGCCUUUGAGACACCUGACGAUGCCGGGUGGAAGGAGAAUGUCGAGCCCGCGAUGGACUUUAUCGACUCGUGCGUCAAGGGCAACAGGUAA